This is a messenger RNA of Cherax quadricarinatus, 2273 nucleotides long. The record is from RefSeq and is a predicted model, not a curated record. NCBI's taxonomy places the organism in Eukaryota, Metazoa, Arthropoda, Malacostraca, Decapoda, Parastacidae.
AUGACCUUCUUCCUCCGGCAGUCACUGAAAAAGUUAAGUCACGCCAACGUGGUGAAGCUAAAGGAAGUGAUCAGGGAGAACGACACUCUCUAUUUUGUCUUCGAGUACAUGAAGGAGAACCUCUACCAGCUCAUGAAAUCUAGGGAGAAGCACUACGAGGCAGCGGUAAAGAACAUAGUGUGUCGGGGCUGCAGGGGGCUGGGCCUUUAUGCAAGACAUGGGUUUCUUCCACCAGAGAAGCCUGAGAACCUCCUCUGUAUGGGCCCGGGGACCCUCGUAAAAGAUCGCGGGAUUUGGGGGGACUGGCGGGGGAAAAACGGGUCGCGCCCCCCUACACGGGACAAAACGCCCCUCAACCAGAGGCGUUGGUAUCGGGCACCUGAGGUAUUACUGCGAUCCAACACCUACAGUAGUCCCAUCGAUAUUUGGGCCAUGGGAGCCAUCAUGGCUGAAAUAUACACGUUCAGGCCGCUUUUCCCUGGUUCCUCUGAGAUUGAUCAGAUUUUCAAAAUCUGCUCAGUGAUCGGUACUCCUGACAAGCGUGACUGGUCAGAGGGCUACUCCCUGGCGCAACAGAUGAACUUCAAGUUCCCUCAGUUCUCGGCCACACCUCUGGCCAGCCUCAUUCCCAACGCUUCUCCCGAUGCUAUACAGCUGAUGACCGAGAUGCUACGAUGGAACCCAGCACGCAGACCCAACGCUCAGCAGUGUCUCAGAUUCCCUUUCUUCAAGGACUUCAAGGUAGAUGCCAACACCUUGUCAUAUUCCAUGAGUAAGGUGCGGAUCAGCGAACCUAUCUCCCAGGAUGAUGCUAACGCAGGCGGAAGUAAGAACGACAUCGGCGCCAUCCUAGUAGGCGGAGCCGGCGGCAUGCGAGGAGGUGGGAAACCCAUCAACAAAAUGUCUGGUGUUAAUGAUAACAGAAUGCAGAAUGGAUACUUGCACCGCACUAAGAUCAACCUUGACCUCGACUCUGGCACGAGAAGCUACGACCUGGCUCCCCCAAAUCCCACUCAACCAUUGCGGCCCCCCGGGCGCCGCCUGGGAGGGGUCGAGCCUUCCUUGAACAAUAUACGAACCAGAGGAAAUCAACCUAAAACCUUUAUACCCAGUGGGUUCGACACGAAUACUAAAAACAUUGAAGAAAAUAACUUAUUGCCAAACACCAAGCAUUGGUCAUCAAUACGCGACCCACCUAACGACAACAAAUAUACAGAAUUUGAAGAAAAUAAAACUAAUAGUUUUGGGAACUUGAGAGCAGUGAGUCGCAGCAUGCCUGGGUCACUAGUGUCAGUACAGGCUGGUGCUGGUGGUAACAUGAGGACUCAGUCGUUCCCUAACAAUGCCAACGCUCUCAACUCAUCCUUUGCAGGACGCUCCAAUAGUGCCAACGCUAAUGUUCAUGGAAGGACCAACUGGGCAGCCAAGUACCUCAAACAAUGAUGCACGAACACUAGGAUAUACCUGUAGCUGUUAGGGAUCUGGAAGGACGGUGGUGAUGACGAAACGAACACCUGCUGAGACAGGAGACAUCUGUCGGUAGCAAGAGGACGCGAGCCGUGUUAGAAAGUACACAUACCGUGUUGGAAGGCACAGGUGAAGUGUUUGAAAGUACACACGCUAUGUUGGAAAGUACACGUGAUGAGUUGGAAAGUACAUGAACCUUGUUGGAAAGUACAUGAACUUUGUUGGAAAGUUCAUACACCGUGUUGGUAAGGACAUAGUGUGUUCGGAAGCAUAUGGCGGUGUUAGAAAGUACACAUACUGUUUUGGAAAGUACACUGUGUUGGAAAGUACAUACACUGUGUUGGAAAGUACAUACACUGUGUUGGAAAGUGUAUACACUGCGUUGGAAAGUACAUACACUGUGUUGGAAAGUACAUACAUUGUGUUGGAUAGUACAUACACUGUGUUGGAAAGUACAUGUGCUAUGCUGGAAAGUGCAUACGCUGUUGGAAAGUACACUUGCUAUGUGGGGAAGCACAUGUUAAUACGGCACAUAUAAUAUGUGCCAUAUUAAAACCAUUCUGUGCAGGAAAAUACACACGCUGUGUUUGUUACAUGAGGUGUGUUGCAAAGUGCAUGAGAAGUGUUCGAAAGUACAUACGCUGUAUUAGAGAGUAUGCGUGUCGUGUUUGUUGGAAAGCACGCACGCACACACACAUACACACACACACACACACACACACACACACACACACACACACACACACACACACACACACACACACACACACACACACACACACACACACAUACACACACACACAUAC